This is a messenger RNA of Pocillopora meandrina, 4802 nucleotides long. Lineage: Eukaryota; Metazoa; Cnidaria; Anthozoa; Scleractinia; Pocilloporidae. The record is from the annotation of a GenBank genome assembly.
UUUCCAAAUGAAGCGCUAUCAACAACUGACCGCAUCAUAGCAAUGCAGUACCGAGUGAUGGCCACAGUAUUAGAAACAAUAGACCAUCCCGCAGAUGCUGUAGCACCAUGUAAAGUGUGUAUUGAAAAGCUAAAUGGUCUGCCAGUGGUUCAGCAAAGUCUUCAACAACAGCUCAAAACAGGAAUCAGGGCAGUGAAGAGUUUAUUUAACAAAGAACGCUGGAAAGUUAUUUCCGGUGUAUAUCUUGUUAAUUGUAUCGCCCACGAUAUCACACAAACAAUAUCCGUUAAAGAAUCAUUGCCACAAUGGCCCGAGAUUGAUGCAGGAAAGGAGAGAGUUGAUCUGCUGCGAGAUCGGAGAGUAAGAGAAAUACUCGGUAAACAGGGAAUGGAGAACUGUUGUGUAUCAUGGAUACUUGGUCAUGAUGGCGUAGAGGUUCACGGGUUAAAUAAUCCGCGUGGUAUCACUACCAACUCAAGCGGGCAAUAUAUUGUAGCAUACAAUGACUUGACAAUCAAAGUGUUCAACAACAAUGGCAAUUUUGUGAGACGUUUCAGAAUUCCUCCUCUUAUUGAUGACAGCGGUAAGGUGCUAUUAAUUAAAACCUGGUCGUUUCCUCUGGCCACAGACACGAAUGACAACAUUUAUGUCCUGGUCAGCGAGGAGAGUCGUAUGGACUCAAACUGGAUUUUUAGGUUUAACAAAACCGCUGACCAGCAUCACACGCUUCAAAUCAGGAGGAUGGGCUUCGACUUUAAGCUAUGUAAAUUGUCAGUCAGUGAUAGUGGUAAAAUGCUGGUACUGAAGAGUUACUGUAAAAGAAAAUUUUGGGAUUGUAAAUGUAUAUGAGACUAAUGGUGAGUUUGUUUGCAGUUUUGGAGAACAAAUCUUGAGGAGCCCGUACGACAUCACUACUGUAAGUGACGGCAGAGUUAUGGUGGUGCAUAAGCGAACAAGGUGAUUAUAUAAACAAGUUCAAUUUGCCAAUGUCUACGACCUAUCCAAAAAUUGCUUUUCACAAGGGAAGUCAACAAGUCAUUGUGGCCGCUCUUAAGGAAUAUAAUUCAGACCUCCUGACUAAACUAAUAUGCACCAAAGAUGGUGAGUUUGUGCAAAGUACUGUUAUCCCUAUGGGAGAGUCCGUUAUUCUGGAUGGGAUUGCAGGGACCACUGAGGGACGCAUUGCAGUACUAACCCAGCAUGAAGAUGCAACACGCCAAGUAAUCAUUAUUUAAAAAUGAAUAAAGGGGUAAGUUUCUAAAGAAACUGUGGUGCUGCGUCGGUGGGAGAGUAUAGCAGGUAAUUUAGUGUUAACAACUGGGUUGAAAACGAAAUUGCUCUGACGAAGGGCUAACGCUCGAAACGUCAGCUUUUUUACCCUUUACGGUGGCUAAUUUACGUUUUCAACCCAGUUGUUAACACUAAAUUACUUGCAUUAUUUAAAAAUCACGUUUAGUUUACAGACUAAUCAUUUUUAAGGAUGGAUUGGUACUUUGCAGCAAUAAUCAUGUAAUUAACAUAAUAAGCAAAAUGCCUUUACUUUUCGCAUGCCAUGAUGUAACUUGAGACUAAAGUUUCAUGCCCAAAAUGAAAGGUUUCAUAUCCUCAAUUUGUUAACUUUUGAUGCGUUGGAAUUUAAUUGAACAAAUGCAAUGCGGUUUUGAAAUUUUCCUGGAAAAUAAGCAUUACAUCAUAGAUCAUGUAGGGACUUUAUUGGUGGCUCUAGGCUUAGCUUGAGAUAUGAUGCUUUUUUGGCAAUCAGCCUUGUGGUCCUCACUUCUUUAGAUGUAUUAAUAAAAUUGCACAUUGUAACUGCCAUACAUCUCCUUUUACUGAGAGGAAAUAUUUUUUUUAUGUCAUGGCAAGGCGACACAUCUGACACAGCAAUAAGCUGAGAUAUUUGUUUAUUCUCAUUACCUGUUUACUGGAUAAUGUAUGGAUAUUGUAAGGAGAAGUUGAAUGUGAUUCUCUUGUGUGAGUGAAAGGGGUUGAUAUCCAGUCUCUCUCAUGUAUGUGCGUCAUUUUAUAUUUUAAUCUUGGUGUUCCUCUUUUUCGAUAAUCUUAACGUUAGCCUUAUCUGUCCUUUAAGCAUAAUGCUUGGACAGUUACUGCUGUGAUAGGCCCAGUGUUUGCUUAAGUAGUUUUGAACACUUGUGCUUUUCCUGUCGAAUGUUUCAUUAAUCAAAUUUAGUAUUGUAUUUGGCUGUUGUUUUCUACGUGUCAAUUUUCAAACAAGACCAAUUUCUGCAGUGAACUUUGUCGCGUUGGAUGGUAAAAAAUUAGUAUAAUGAUCCUUGGAGAUCAAAUCAAACUUGUCAGUAAAUGCUAAUUAAUUCAUACCUAGCAGAGCAUGUGGAUGAGAUGAUGCGAGUCCUUUGCUCUGCUUGGCUACUCAAGCGGGCCAGAUGGAACUCUUGCCCGCUAAUGAAAAACGUAAUUUUUUUGUAUCUAGUGAAAGCUGAAAUAUAGUCAAUACUGGCAAAAUUUACCACUUGCUGAAUUUUUUCUUGUUUUCGACCUCUUUCGUUCUUUUUUUUUUUUGUAUGAUUUCGUUGAAUUUCGAGUACAACUCUUGCCCCACAGCCUCCAACUUCCCGUACCACGUUCUCACACCUCCCGUACUUUUGCAGCCCUUUGCUUCCCAACUUCCGCCCUUUUUUCGUAUUACUCCCGUCCUCAGUUUGAUAAAAAGGACUAUUGAUUUAACAAAUUGUUUUCCCAUCAUGUUAAAUUUUUGCUCUUAGUCGUGAGCCAUAUGAAAGCUGACUCCAACAAAUGAUUCAUAUCACUACACGUCCACUGUUGAACCGUUUGCGUUUUUGAGCGUUCAGUUUAAGCGCUGAUAGACCGUUAAAAAUUGUUUUGAUCGUAUUGUUUUAGUUUUACCGCCAAUUCAAAGGGCCUACUAUUAAUGAAAAUUUGUGAGCGCAUGUUGAUUUGUUUCCAAAUUUCGCUUAAAGGCUUGCGGCUUGAUGGCGGGGCGAGAAAAGUACGAAAGCCCGGUUAAUGAAAAGAAAAUUUCAGACACGGCUACUGUAUCAUUUAACUCGCUUAAACGGAGAUCUAUUUCACUCGCUUGCGUGCCAUUUUUACUCAGCGCUGAGCUCGACACAAUUCGUUUCGCCGGAAAGAUAAGCGAGUAGAGAAUGGAAAUAACUUGGCCUAUUUAUUCAAUGCAAGAGUCUUUCGUCGAGCAGUAGAUCAACCUCGUGAUUACAUGACCCCAUUGUCUUGUUCAUUUGAUCGUCCCAGUCGUUAUCUUAAAUAUACCCAUCCCCAAUACUUUCUUAAAGCCCUCACACAGUGCGAGAGACGGGAAAUAAUUAAAUUUAUUUGAACUUGGGAAAGGCUAUGAAAUUAAAGGUAGCCUUUCGGUUUAAUUAACCUUUUCGUUUUCUUGCUAUCAAAACUGUAAGUUGAACGUUAGGGCGAAAAAAAAAAAACUUUAAAUAAUCUUAAAAAUGUCGGUGAGUUCAACAGAUUAUCACUCGGUGACCCAAACAGGUUGAAGAUUGUUUAUUUUUGGACAGAUUAAUUCGUGGCACUGAAGACACAGAAGUUAAACCUUGGCAAGUGAAAAUCAGUAAACUGAAUGAACACAAAGUAAUGUAGCAAGUUAUUUAAGAGUUUCUGACAAAAACCGCACUUUCCCCGUUCCUCCGCUUUGACAUCUUUGGUGAAGGCUUAGUCCAACGAGAAAUACAUGCAGUAACACAAUAGUGAAUUACCCCUCAUAAUUUUCUGUCAUCUCUAAUUUAUGAUAAAGACAAGUCUUUCGUUAUCCUUUUAAAACAAUUCUGAAUUGAUAAAGAAGAAUGAAUUAUUAUUGAAUGAUCAUACUGAUUUUUUUGUGUUGUUUAUCAGUUUGAGUUCAUCUUUUGAGUCACGGCACAGUUAUGCAUUGUCAUCAUGUGAGCAUUCACAUAUAUUGAGUUUCUAAUCAGUGAUUAUGUUUAAAACCGUUUAUUUCUGUUGUGACUAUUUGAAGCUUCUGAUGGACUGUUAUUAUUCUUAGACAUACUUAAAAGCUGGUAACGAUUUUGACCUGCCUCUUUCACUGUUUCGCUACCAACUCAAGCGGGCAAUAUAUUGUAGCCGACUAUGACUUGACAAUCAAGGUGUUUGACAAUAGUGGCAAAUUUGCGAAGUGUUUCAGACUUCCUCCUCUUGUUGAUGACAAUGGUAAAGAGCUAUCUACAGAAAACUGGAAGGUUAAACUGGCGACAGACAUAAACGACAACAUUUAUGUGCUGGUUGAAGAAAAGAAUCAUCAGCGUUGGAUUUUUAAGUUCGAUAAAUCCGCUGACCAGUAUCACAAGUUUCGCGAGAGGACAAUGGACCUCGAGUGCAAUCUGUGUAAACUGUCAGUUAGUGAUAGUGGCAAAGUGAUGGUAUUGAAAGGCAAUUAUACAAAGGACUAUCAUUUUGUGGAUCUAUACGAGACUGAUGGCCAGUUUGUUUGCAGUUUUGGAGAACAAAAUUUGAAGAGCCCGCGAGACAUCAGCACUGUAAGUGAUGGCAGAGUUAUGGUGGUGGACCAAACGCCUUCUCAUUGUGUACACAUAUUUAGCGAACUCGGUGAUCAUCUAAGUAAGUUUGAUCUCAAAGGGUUUGUUCACUUUCCAAACAUUGCAUUUCACAGGGAAAGUCAACAAGUCGUCUUGGCUAGUACUGACGAUGAAAAAGAGCUCCUAUGUAUUGGAAUAUACACCAAAGAUGGUGAGUUUGUACGAAGCGUUUUUAUCUACAAAAGUGGCUAUUUCCUGUAUAAGAUUGCAGUGAGCACUGAAGGACGCAUUGCA